This is a messenger RNA of Penicillium canariense, 1293 nucleotides long. RefSeq lists its product as uncharacterized. Bases 1 to 1293 code for a protein of 430 amino acids. Gene Ontology annotation, molecular function: transmembrane transporter activity. Gene Ontology annotation, biological process: transmembrane transport. Gene Ontology annotation, cellular component: fungal-type vacuole membrane. The transcript has 4 exons. Lineage: Eukaryota; Fungi; Ascomycota; Eurotiomycetes; Eurotiales; Aspergillaceae. The record is from RefSeq and is a predicted model, not a curated record.
AUGGAGACCUUCGAAGUUUCGUCUCAAGACAGUGUCGCCAAUCACCAUGAAAUCAAUUUGCCGCCAGUGGAUCGAGGUAGAGGGGCCUGGUUGUUCUUGGCGGCAUGCUUCAUUAUAGAAGCUUUGAUCUGGGGCUUUACCUUCUCUUUCGGUAUUUUCCAGGAUUACUACAGCACCAAUGAGCCAUUCAAAAGCUCUGGUGACACUGCCGUUGUCGGCACUUGUGCAAUGGGUAUAUCAUAUAUGUUGCUUCCAGUAGCCUUCAUUCUGCUGCAAGCCAUCCCUCGCCUCAAAUUAUGGGCUGCACCUGUCGGUUUUGUUAUUAUGUGCCUUGCUCUUUUGCUGAGCUCCUUUGCGACCAGCACUGCUCAUCUCAUCGUGUCGCAAGGCGUCGCUUACGGUAUCGGGGCUAGUCUGGCGUAUGCGCCAACUAUUGUAUUUAUGGACGAUUGGUUUGUACAGAGAAAAGGACUGGCCUUCGGCAUUAUGUGGGCUGGUACUGGACUAUCCGGAGUCAUUCUUCCAAUUGUCCUUCAGUGGAUGCUCAGCUCCUUCGGGCCUCAGACAACCCUGCGUGCUUGGUCGAUUGUCCUGAUCGUCCUGGGUGGCCCGCUACUCUACUUUCUUCGCCCGCGCCUCCCUAUCUCGAAGAACGCGCGCACACGGCCUUUUGACUUCAAGUUCCUCUGGAACUCAACGUUCCUCAUCUACGAAACAGGCAAUAUUUUGGAGGCAAUGGGUUAUUUCCUCCCAACAAUUUACCUGCCCUCUUACGCCCGUAGUUUGGGUGCCGGCAACAUCGAGUCCUCGUUGACUGUCAUGCUAUUUAACCUUGCAUCAGUCUUUGGAUGUGUGAUCAUGGGCUCUUUGGUCGACCGUUACCAUGCCACUACCUGCAUCCUUGGCUCCACCAUUGGCAGUACCAUUGCAGUUUUCCUGAUCUGGGGCUUUGCUGAUAGUUUGGCACCGCUUUACAUUUUCUGCAUUUUCUACGGACUUUUCGCUGGAUCAUUUACCUCAACUUGGCCGGCUAUUGUCAACGAAGUCAAGAAGAAGAGCACAUAUACUGAUCCCAGCAUUGUCUUCGGUUUCUUGUCGACCGGUAGAGGUAUCGGUAACAUUGUCAGUGGCCCGCUUAGUGAGGCUUUACUCAAACAUUCUGCCUGGAAAGGUGUGGCAGCGAAGGCCUAUGGCUCUGGUUUCGGACCGUUGAUUGUCUUUACCGGAGUUUCUGCACUUUUGGGGGGUCUCGGUGUUGCCGCUAGAUCGUCUAGACGGCUUCGAUCUGAGUAA